Messenger RNA from Brassica napus (rape), 723 nucleotides. RefSeq lists its product as uncharacterized. The transcript has 6 exons. The coding region runs from base 1 to 723 and encodes 240 amino acids. The record is from RefSeq and is a predicted model, not a curated record. Lineage: Eukaryota; Viridiplantae; Streptophyta; Magnoliopsida; Brassicales; Brassicaceae.
AUGUAUUGGCUGCCGGAAGAUGAGCUUCCUCUUGCUAUUAUUGAGAAGAAAAACGGUAGGAAAGAAAUCGUUUUACAAGAAGAUGACUGGAACAAGGUUGAGAUCAAGAUGAUUUCCGAACUCUUUGUUUCGAAUCAGGUGGAGAACUGCAAAAUCAUUUGUUCAAUUGAAGCUGUUGACACUGAUUGGUCAUGGUUCUACUUUGGGCAUAAAGGUUGCAAACAUCGUGCCAUCAAACUUCAAUCAACCCAUGAUGAUAUCCAACUUUGGCGUUGUGAGAAGUGCCAAGUUAAAAUCAAUGAAGUGAUACCUGUGUUCAAGCUUCAUUUGAUUGUGAGGGAUGACACGGAAACAUGUAAGUUGCUGUUGCUGAACACUGUUGCUAAGACCAUUGUUGGACAUGAAGCUGUUGAUUUGUGGGAUGACUCCUAUGAUGAGAUUGAAGAUCCAGAGCUCCUACCAGUACAAGUCAGAGCUUUAGAAGGAAAAUCUUUUUGUUUUGGCAUUUCUGUGAAAUCUGACAAUGUGAGGGAUGGGGCAGCAACAUUUAGAGUUCUUGAGGUGCUCAUGCUGGAAGGAAACAGUCAGAAUGAUUCAGAAGAAUGCAAAACACCUUCUGCAAAACGCAAAGAGGAAGAUGCUGAUCUCCCAGACAUAACUUCUACUUUUAAAAAGUUGUGCACCUCCAUCAAAGUGGAAAAAGGAAAAGGAAGAAAACAAUAA